UGGGUUACGUGGGGCGACUAGUCAAACUUGUGCGGGAGCAAACUCGGUCCGCUGGAUUGUGCGCUAUCGCACGGUAAGCGAGCGACCGGCGCAGUUUUCGGCCGGCUCGCCGUUGUUUAACGUUUCCCUUUCUAUUUUAUAAGCACAACUUACAAGAGACACACAAUUAUGAGGUCUUUUUUCAUCUUGUCCUCAUGUAUAGAAAAAUUACAAACAACUGUAAAAAACAAAAAGCAAACAAACUCCCUGCGAAGAUUCAUGUGACGGAAAACGAUAGGCGGCGAGAUGGCCACAUGGCCCAUACACUCCACCCCACCACGAUUCGCGCUGUUCACAUCGCCUUGCCCUUUUGACAAGUGUCGUGCUGCUCGUGGCCCUCUGCUCAGCUCAACCCCGUUCGUCCCUGCAACUGCAAGAGCAUAAAGUGUGCAGACGCGCGCCUCAACCUCCAACCCCUCGAGAGCCAUCGCUCACACCCUCCAUUCCCUCUUGCUUCUUGUAGCUUGCCGAUCCGUGUCUGCUGCACUCUCUGGCCAUGGCAGCUGCGAGGCUGGGUCUGCCGCGGUUGAUGCUGGCGAUGCUUGUACUGGUGGCAUUGCUCGGUGUCGGCGUCGACGGGAGGAACCACGUACACAAGAAGCCUCCUCGUGCGGGCGCUAGCUCUCGGCACAGCAGGGUCGGCGCGAAGGUGGGCACGGUGGCGUCGUCGCCGGCCGUUCCACCGGACGACGACGCGACGGCUCCCGCGCCGCCGCCGGGCGGCAUUGUCCCGUCUGACCCCGCCACGCCGUUCCGGCCGGAGCCGUGCGUGUUCGACGUCCGGGCGUACGGCGCGACGGGGGAGAGCACGGCGGACGACACGGAGGCCUUCCGGGCGGCGUGGAAGGCGGCCUGCGCCGUCGAGUCGGCCGUGCUGCUGGUGCCGUCCGACGGCACCUUCACCAUCUCCACCACCACCUUCUCCGGGCCGUGCAAGCCCGGCCUCGUGUUCCAAGUGGACGGGGUGCUGAUGCCGCCGGACGGGCCGGACUGCUGGCCUCCGUCGGACAACCGGCGGCAGUGGCUGAUCUUCUCCAACCUGGACGGCCUGACGCUGCGCGGCGCCGGCACCAUCGAAGGGAACGGCGAGGAGUGGUGGAACCUCCCCUGCAAGCCCCACAGGGGUCCCAACGGGUCCACGCUGCACGGGCCGUGCGACAGCCCCACGCUGAUCAGGUUCUUCGAGAGCAGCAACCUGGUGGUGCGGGGCCUGAGGGUGGAGAACAGCCCCGAGUUCCACUUCCGGUUCGACGGCUGCAGCGACGUGCUCGUCGACGGCCUCUUCAUCAGGUCCCCGGCCAACAGCCCCAACACCGACGGCAUCCACGUCGAGAACACGGAGCGUGUCGGCAUCUACAACUCCAAGAUCAGCAACGGCGAUGAUUGCAUCUCCAUCGGGACCGGGAGCUACGACGUGGACAUACAGAACGUAACGUGCGGCCCUGGGCACGGCAUAAGCAUCGGCAGCCUGGGCGUGCACAACUCGCAGGCGUGCGUGGCGAACGUGACGGUGCGGAACGCGGUGAUCCGGAACUCGGACAACGGGCUGCGGAUCAAGACGUGGCAGGGCGGCAUGGGGUCGGUCUCCGGCAUCGCCUUCGACGGGGUGACCAUGGAGAACGUGCGCAACUGCAUCAUCAUCGACCAGUACUACUGCCAGGACAAGCGGUGCAUGAACCAGUCCACGGCCGUGCACGUCACCGACGUCUCCUACGCCAACGUCCGGGGCUCCUACGACGUGCGCAGCGCGCCCAUCCACUUCGCCUGCAGCGACACCGUGCCCUGCACCAACGUCACCAUGGCCGAGGUCGAGCUGCUGCCCUUCAGCGGCGAGCUCGUCGACGACCCCUACUGCUGGAGCGCCUACGGGGCGCAGCAGACGCCCACCAUCCCGCCCGUCUCCUGCCUGCAGGACGGCGUCCCGGAGUCCCUCCUCGACAACCCAGACCUCAAGUGCCGAUGACAACAGUUUUGCAGAGUUCAGAGUUCAGAGUUGAGACAACAGUCGAGUCAUGUGGAGUUGUACAUGUGUGCUUCUGCUCCCUCUCGGUGAAGGUCCUACGUAGCUAUCCGUUUGCCUCCCGGCCGGUGGAAUUUGUUCUCCGAAUUGGGUUCCACUUAUUGUUAUGGCCGAAUUUGCAUUUGGUGUUUUUUUGACAA
This is a messenger RNA of Aegilops tauschii subsp. strangulata, 2199 nucleotides long. Its product is annotated as polygalacturonase At1g48100. Gene Ontology annotation, biological process: carbohydrate metabolic process. The record is from RefSeq and is a predicted model, not a curated record. Gene Ontology annotation, molecular function: polygalacturonase activity. Lineage: Eukaryota; Viridiplantae; Streptophyta; Magnoliopsida; Poales; Poaceae.